CUAACCAAAACGAAUGUUGUCUUGCUGCGUUGAAGCAUGUCAAUAACAGAACAGUCAUAUUGAAGCACAUUCAUUUUUUAACUCCACGCUAUGGGACAUAUUGGGAAGUUUGGCUAAACUGUCAGUGCUCCAUGAGCGCGCGGAAGACUGGGCAGAAAUAUUGCAUUUAUUAACGCUUUUCUUGGUGGAUCUCCAUGACAACAAUUUGCGAUGGCAAAGAAUUCAAUACCGCGGUGCUUGGAGGCUGAUUGGGGUGCAUUGUGAGGGGCUUGAGGUCGCUGAUUGGUUCAAGGAAACCACCAUAACUACACGCAGUUUAUAUUCAUUCAAGUUGUUGAAACACUCAGACUGCGUCUCGGGGAGACAGGAAUGGGACUCCUCAACAGGGGACAUGAAUUUAAAGAUGAAGAAGAAUAUAAUUUGCAUGGAUGUUUUUGGUAGUAUGGAUUAAAAGAUUUACACUUUAACACUGAUUAAAAUGGCAAGUGCAGACAGUGAAGUGAAAACGCUUCUGAAUUUUGUAAACUUGGCAUCCAGUGACAUAAAAGCGGCUCUGGACAAAUCGGCCCCUUGCAGGCGCUCUGUGGACCACAGGAAAUACCUGCAGAAACAGCUCAAGCGUUUUUCCCAGAAAUACUCUCGGUUGCCCAGAUGCCACGCACACAAAGCAAGUGAGUCUGGCGUUGCCAAAGCCUUGGUGGACAAGUGUAGCUCGUAUCCUCUGGAGACAAUUCACCCGAGUAUGACUCGCAUAAAUCAAAAAGGGGGUUCGGAUGGGCAAGAUGAGAACUUAAAGACGGGUCAGAACCCUACUUUAGACAAUGAUAAGACUAAGCAAGAUCAGGUACCGAUGAGGAAACGUCAACUCCCUGCAUCGUUUUGGGAGGAACCCCGGUUACCGCAAAACAACAAAGACACUUCACAGCAUGUAUGGAAAAGGAGCAAUGGUGUGACAGUAAUAAAUGAGGCUGAAAAAAGAAAAAAAACUAACGAGGAACCUAAAUCGACCUUUUUCCUCUCCAAUCGACGCGGCUCGGUGGAAAAAGAACCGUUCAAACUUGAAGUCGCCUCUCACAACGUGAGUGUGUGCGGUUGCUGUCCGUUUCAGUACCAUGGACACCACGUCUUCCAGAGUCACAUUGUUGUACCUCAUUCGACUAUGGGAUUCUGGGGGAAAGCCACAAUGUCUCAAACUGAAACACCUGACAUGGCACAAGGACAUAAGCACCUCGCGCAUGUCGUGGUCAAACCCAUACCGACUAAACCCACGGUCCAGCCAUCCAUUUUCAGUGUGUUUGGCUUCAUUUAAACACAAACUAGCAGUGUCAAUAGGUAAAUAAUAACCAUUUAUGAAGAUGUAAGUAUUAUGUUUUUUAGUUCGCUAUGACAUUUGUUUUUAUUUUCCAACUUGGCAUUACUCUUUUUUACAGAGUAGGCAUAAGCACUUAAGAAGUAGCCUUUCAAAUUUUAGAACAAAUAUUUCUGCUUAAAAAUCUGCACCUUUAAACAUACCAUUUUGAUUCAAUAACGUCUAAUAGGAUUACAUGAUUUAAUCAUAGUACCGUCUCAAACAGAAACCUUCACACUACUUUGUCAUCUUUCUAAUCUUUAUAAUGAAAGAGGACGUGUAACGCAGUGAUAUUCGAUGUUGACCAUUUUUUGAUUCAUUGUAAUCAGCUAUACGUAGGGAGAGUUCUACGUGUAUUAUUUUAACACCACGGUGUUAACCUGUAUACAUUGUACUUCUAAAAUUCAAAAACGAAUUAAGCGAAAUUAGUGGCAGUUCACUGGUGUUUGUCAACAAAAGGUAAACAGACCGAAGUCACGUUUCCCCCAGUAUGUCUUGAUACGUGUUGUUUGUAAAUAGCAGGUUACUUGUGAAAUGGAUAAAUUAAAUCUAUUUUUAAAAUAAAAUGCAGGUGUUUCGAUUAUUUCUUUGGUUUCAGCACCAUUUCUAAUGAAGGAAAACUUCUUUGCA
This is a messenger RNA of Esox lucius (northern pike), 1978 nucleotides long. Its product is annotated as protein FAM181A. The record is from RefSeq and is a predicted model, not a curated record. Lineage: Eukaryota; Metazoa; Chordata; Actinopteri; Esociformes; Esocidae. The transcript has 2 exons. Bases 479 to 1309 code for a protein of 276 amino acids.